Molecule: messenger RNA, 1600 nt
Organism: Diuraphis noxia (Russian wheat aphid)
Lineage: Eukaryota; Metazoa; Arthropoda; Insecta; Hemiptera; Aphididae
Gene: Uba3
Product: Ubiquitin-like activating enzyme 3
Biological process (GO): protein neddylation
Cellular component (GO): nucleus; cytoplasm
Molecular function (GO): NEDD8 activating enzyme activity
Source: RefSeq, a predicted model, not a curated record
AAACGCAAUUAUAAAGUAUUAAGAAUCAAGGAAUCACUGACAUAGUGACCCAUAAUAUAUUUCAUACUUCAUAGUGUUAUAAAAUAUUAUUUUUAACUUAAUGCUCUCUUUAUAUUCUGUUUAAAAAGUGUUCAAAUUAUUUAUAAAUUAUAAUUACUUAAAAAAAUCUGCAAUUCAAUUUAAAAUCAUCAAAAUGUCUGACAAUGAUCACAGAAGAUGGAGUCAUUUGAAAAAGAUCUUGGAACGUUCCAGUCCAUUCUGUCAUCCUGAUUUUGAACCUGGCACAGGCAUAUUAGAAUUUUUACAAAAUUCCUGUAAAGUGCUUGUGGUUGGCGCUGGUGGAUUGGGCUGUGAAUUACUUAAAGAUCUUGCAAUGAUGGGAUUCGGUGACAUACAUGUUAUAGAUAUGGACACUAUAGACUUGUCUAAUUUGAACCGUCAGUUUUUGUUCCGUAAGAAAGAUGUAAACAGUUCCAAAGCGGAKGUUGCAGCAAAAUUUAUUAACGAACGUGUACCUACAUGCCGAGUUACACCUCAUCAUUGUAAAAUACAAGACAAGGACGAAGAUUUUUACAGGGAUUUUCAUUUUGUUGUAUGUGGUCUUGACUCUGUUGUUGCUCGUCGAUGGAUAAAUGGAAUGCUUAUAUCAUUGUUAUCAUACGAUGACAACCAGCAACUUGACAAUUCCACGGUAAUACCAUUAAUUGAUGGUGGUACUGAAGGUUUCAAAGGCAAUGUACGUGUUAUAUUACCUGGGAUUACACCAUGUAUUGAUUGCACCCUAGACUUAUUUCCUCCACAGGUGACUUAUCCAUUAUGCACCAUAGCAAGUACACCUCGUUUACCUGAACAUUGUAUAGAGUAUGUAAAGUUAAUACAAUGGCCAAAAGAUAACCCAUUUGAUUCCAACAUUGAUACAGAUGAUCCAGUUCACAUUAGUUGGAUUUAUGAAAAAUCCCUUGAACGCGCUGAUCAAUUUGGAAUAAAUGGAGUUAAUUAUCGAUUGGUUCAAGGUGUUAUUAAAAAUAUAAUACCAGCAGUAGCAUCAACAAACGCUGUGAUAGCUGCAGCUUGUGUUACUGAGGCUUUCAAAGUGGCCACCAGCUGUUGCCCAUUAUUAAAUAAUUAUGCUGUUUUCAAUGAUGCUGAUGGUAUAUAUACCUAUACAUAUGAAGCCGAACGUAAAUCUGAUUGUAUUACAUGUAGUCCAUAUAAAGCCAAAUAUCUCGAUAUUGAUGACACAAAUAUGCGGCUAGAAAAAAUAAUUGAAAUACUUGGUGAACACCAACAAUAUCAGAUGAAGAAUCCUGCACUCACUAUAGAAUUAGACGGAAAAAGAAAAACACUGUAUAUGCCAAAUGUGCCUUCCAUUGAAUUAAAAACUAGGCCGAAUCUAAAAAUGACUCUUGAACAAUUAGGUAUUGCUGACGGAUGUAAAUUAUUAGUUGCUGAUAUCACAAAUCCUAGAGCUUUUGAAAUUAUUCUUAAAAUCAAGAAYAACUGUGUUAGUAUGGAAUAGCAUACUUUUAUUGAAUAUUUACUUUAAUACUAUUUUCUUCCAAGUAUUUGAAUACAUUUAUACAAAUUAAACUUUUCAUUA